Messenger RNA from Saccharomycopsis crataegensis, 762 nucleotides. RefSeq lists its product as uncharacterized. NCBI's taxonomy places the organism in Eukaryota, Fungi, Ascomycota, Saccharomycetes, Ascoideales, Saccharomycopsidaceae. Bases 1 to 762 code for a protein of 253 amino acids. The record is from RefSeq and is a predicted model, not a curated record. The transcript has a single exon.
AUGAGUAUUCGCCAUGUCCCGCUGGAAUUACAACAAGAGAAUCUUGGAGAUUCCAGUCUGUUUAAAAAAUAUGAUGCCACAACCACAAAAUCAGAGACCAAUAACGAACAAGAAACCAAAAAGAGACCUCCAAGUACCCCAUUGACACCAUCGCUUGUGACAAAGAAUAUUAUGAAGAAACACCGGAUCGAUGAAAAUGAGUUGACAAAAAAGAACUUGCGAAACAUCUUGAAUAAUGUAAAUGCGACAGAAAUUAAUGAAGGUCCUGAAAUAUCUCUACCUGUUAGUGAUGACGAAGAUGCUGGAGAACCACAGGAAGAUGAAUACAUAUACCCUAAUGCUCUGAAAAGACAGCAAGCUCAAACCCAUCAGAACCAAAAACUGCCGCUGGUGAAUAGAGAUGGCUUUGAAAUUUCAUCCAAAAAUUCUAGCGUCAAUAAUGGCAUGUUCCUAAAACCGACUUCUACUAAGUUGGUGGGAAUUAUCAAGAGAGGCAACAAUGACAAGAUUACAGGAUUAAAAAAUAUCGAUAAACCUUCUUCAUCGAAGCUCAAUAUUGCUGAAGAUAAUGAAAGAAUGAAAUUCGAAUGUGGAAUUAAGAAUUCGCCGACAUCUUUUAGUUCGUUCAAUGACCAAAUCGACUUUGAAAUUUACAGAGUUAAUAUAGAAAUAGAGGCCCUUCUCCAUCUGAAGAAACUCACAAAGAAGGAUCAAUUGAUAGAGUUUUUAUCAUUAGAAAGAAUGUUUGAAAGACAGAAAUAA